Molecule: messenger RNA, 1027 nt
Organism: Capsella rubella
Lineage: Eukaryota; Viridiplantae; Streptophyta; Magnoliopsida; Brassicales; Brassicaceae
Exons: 3
Coding region: 193-774 (193 amino acids)
Source: RefSeq, a predicted model, not a curated record
GUUAACAUUUCGAUCCCUUCUCCUCUCUCUGCUCUCCUUUCUUUUAUUACCAUUUCCCCUCUCUUCUUCUCCUUUGGUUAUUGAGAUUCCCCUAGCUACACAAUCUUUGAUCCAUCUCUGGUGUCUUCAUUUUUUGGCGGUGCUCGAUUUGCAACCCAAAAAGUUGUGAUAUCUUGUGCUUUUAGUUUGGAUAUGAGCUCUGUUUGUGGUAAGUUGGAUUUUGAAGAUGCAGACUAUGAGAUCUCGGCUUUGAGUCCCACACAAUGUUCUAAAGGCUCGAAGCAUACCUCCUUUACUGGAUCUGAAGAUUCUCAAGAGUCUGAUGGAGAUGAAACUGGUUAUAUUGACCAAACUGUGAAUGAAGAAACUACUGAUGAUAAGGAUUUCAGCAAAUCCACUUUAAGUCCUAAAUCUUCCAAUGAUGAAGACAAGGAUGAGAACCUUACGACUACAACAGCUGUUCUCAUCCCAGCGAUAAAAGGUAGUCGAGAGAAGCAUGGCUUGUCACUGAGGAAGUCGAAUAUUUCAUGGGCGGCUGAUGUGUAUGAUCCUCCUCCCUCGAUAGCCUCCCACACAAGAAACAAGAAACAGCAGCAGAAAACCAAGAGCAAAGACAACCACAGGAAGACCGGAAAGAAAGGACAGAAGGGCAAAGACAACUCUUCCUCGCGUGGGGGCAGCAGCAAAGACAAGAAGAAAGCUUCUUCUCGCAAACACAGCUGCGAGAAAUUUGAAUGGAUAACUCAGAUGCCUAUAGUUGCAGCAUCUUCUUGAAUGGCAUUUGCUACUAAUAACCAAGCACAUCUUUCAUCACAUCUAUGAGCUUUGGCCACCUCUUGUCUAAUAUAUUAAUCAAAUCUUUGUGUGUGUUUCUCGUUGAGUUUCAUAACUUUUCUUAUGUGUAAUAGAUGAUCCUCAACACUAUUGUAUGGUUUGUUGCUUCUCUUUUUGUUCUUCUUCUCCGGAUUUAGUUUCCUUUUAAAAGGAAGACACUAUAAAGAAGUGGAAUAGUGUUACUUACUAAUUA